AUGUCCGAAUUCAAGGUACCGCAUAAGAGGUAUCGAAGGGACAAUGAUGCAGAAUCCAAUUCCGAUGAUGAAUAUGUACCAUAUGUGCCCGUCAGAGAACGGAAAAAACAAGAGUUACUCAAAUUAGGUAGACUCUCAAAGCUUAAAGAAGAGUCUGGAAAAGUUAAAACAUCUAGUGAGGAAUUAGAUGAUGACGAAACUGAAGGACAAGUAUGGGGUAGGAAAUCAAACAUUAGUCUUUUGGAUCAACAUACAGAACUUAAGAAACUUGCCGAAGCAAAAAAAGAAAGUGAAAUGGAAAAACAAUUAAAAGAAGAAGAAAAAAUUUUGGAAAGCGUUGCAGAAAAAAAAGCCUUGAUGGGUGUGGCUGAGUUGGCCAAAGGCAUCCAAUAUGAUGAACCAAUUAAAACAAGUUGGACAGCUCCUCGAUAUAUUUUAGCCAUGACAGAAGAACGCCAUGAAAAUGUACGUCUUAAAUUACGUAUACUAGUUGAAGGUGAAGAAAUUCCUCCUCCUCUCAAAUCGUUUAGAGAAAUGAAAUUAAACAAGGGUAUUAUGGCUGGACUUUCUCAAAAAGGUAUUAAAAAACCAACACCAAUUCAAAUCCAAGGAAUUCCCACUGUAUUAUCUGGAAGAGAUAUGAUUGGUAUAGCAUUUACCGGUAGUGGUAAAACAUUAGUUUUUGUACUGCCACUUUUGAUGUUUUGUCUAGAACAAGAAAUAAAAUUACCGUUCAAGCCUAAUGAAGGACCUUAUGGAUUAAUAAUUUGUCCAUCUAGAGAAUUAGCAAAACAAACAUUUGAUAUUAUUAAUCACUAUAUGACAUUUCUGGAGCGAUCCAAUUACCCAAGACUAAGAUCAUGUUUAGCUAUAGGAGGCAUACCUGUUUUUGAAUCACUAGAUGUUAUUAAAAGAGGUGUGCACAUAAUGGUAGCAACUCCUGGUCGACUAAUGGAUAUGUUAGAUAAGAAAAUGAUAAAUUUGGAAGUUUGUCGCUACCUUUGUAUGGAUGAAGCUGAUAGAAUGAUUGAUAUGGGUUUUGAAGAAGAUGUGAGAACUAUAUUUUCAUUUUUUCAAGGUCAGAGACAGACAUUGUUGUUUUCAGCCACUAUGCCAAAAAAAAUUCAAAAUUUUGCUCGAUCAGCCCUAGUCAAACCAAUUACCAUCAAUGUUGGUAGAGCAGGUGCAGCAUCUAUGAAUGUCAUUCAAGAAGUAGAGUAUGUCAAACAAGAAGCAAAAGUUGUUUAUUUGCUAGAAUGUUUAAAAAAAACAACCCCACCAGUUUUAAUUUUUGCUGAAAAAAAACAAGACGUUGAUGCAAUACAUGAAUAUUUAUUACUCAAAGGAGUUGAAGCUGUGGCUAUACACGGAGGAAAAGAUCAAGAGGAACGUUCAAAAUCUGUCGAUGCGUUUAGGAAAGGCCAAAAAGACGUGCUUGUUGCUACUGAUGUAGCUUCAAAAGGUUUAGAUUUUGAAGAAAUACAGCAUGUAAUCAACUAUGAUAUGCCUGAUGAUGUAGAAAACUAUGUACACAGAAUUGGUAGAACUGGUCGUUCGGGUAAAACUGGUAUAGCUACAACAUUUAUCAACAAAGCAAAUGAUGAAUCUGUACUGUUAGAUUUAAAGCAUUUGUUAAUAGAAGCUCGUCAAAAUGUUCCAUUAUUUUUGUCCGAGUUGGAAUCAGAAAAUGAAAAAUACUUGCAACUUGGAGAUGAAAGAGGUUGCAGUUAUUGUGGUGGUUUGGGCCACAGGAUUACAGACUGUCCUAAAUUAGAAGCAAUACAAACCAAACAAGCAUCUAAUAUUGGCCGUAGGGAUUAUCUGGCAACUAGUGCAGCAGAUUAUUAG
Macrosiphum euphorbiae (potato aphid) is the source of this 1848-nucleotide messenger RNA. The record is from the annotation of a GenBank genome assembly. NCBI's taxonomy places the organism in Eukaryota, Metazoa, Arthropoda, Insecta, Hemiptera, Aphididae.